AAUCAAAACUUCAUAUGAAACCUAGGCUCUGUAUUUGAGACUUUGUCCAAAAAGCUAUUUAAAAAUGUCAACUAGGAUUAUGUUGUCUUAUUAACUCACUGAAGAUGACUUAUUCAAAACUAAGUGGACCAAUAUGACUUGAAGAUAAAGCACAUAGCCUGCUCAUAGGAUCGAGGGAUAUGAAGAUAUUAUUUUAGCUGUUUUGCAAAUGUAGAUCUUUAUGUCAAACCCUUGGUAACCUAACCCUUUUCAAUAUCCUCCCUUAAGCUCAUUGACUGAAUUUAACACUUAAGCAUACAAGAGUAGUACAAUAAGACCAUCAACAUGUUUAUUUAAGGCCCCCACAGUCUUUUAUUAAACCUACUUUUUUGACGCAAAGAUUCACAGAAAGAGUGACAGGCCUAUCUUUAAAUUUAAAAAGUAGGGUCUGAAUAUUUUGUCAGUAAACACAUUUACAAGACAGACUGAGGGAGUUACUGCUUUGUGCACAGGGAACUCAGACCAAAUAAACUGAGCUCCUCACAGAAGUUAUUAAAUCAAGGUUGCAUUUUAAGUCAUAGCUGGUCAAAUUUAAGAAAAUAAGAUUAGACACAUUUCUUAAAUACGAACCUGGGUAAUCACUAUGGCCUUAACCGUGGUCCAUUAUAUUUAAAAAGGGUGUGUAAAUUAAGAUAUAUCUCAUUUUGUAUGUCCUAUUCUGAUUUGUGACUGCAUACAAAAAUCUCAGAAUGUGUACUCAGAUUUGAAAGUGUGCCAAGAUUACAAUGUGAUUUGUUUUUUAUUGUGUUUUACUCUUUGCUUCCAGUGACCAUUCAGAGAUAUAAUGUCAGAAGGGACAAUAGGACUGGUGACGACAGAGACCAGAUCUGAAGAUGCUCCAAAGAGCUGCGAUGAACUGUCAGGGAGGAAGCUGCUUUCUCCUGAGGCUGGAUGCAUCGCAAAGAUAUUGGAAAACUGCAUCAGUGAAGUUGAGUUUGUAUUAACUCUGCCUGCUUUUCUGAAGUUAAACAGUUUGACUUGUGUUGCUGAUACAGAGUUGAGCAGGGCACUCCAAGAACAUCAAACUUUAGCUGAAAGACUUGAGACACUAGAAGGUCUCAGGCAGGAGUCAGGAGGAGAGCAAGAGAAGGGUAGUAAAGAAAGAGCUCAACAGGACUUCAAGAAGUCUGUCAAGAAUCUGCUCAGGCUUGUACGAGCCCGUCCAGAUGUCAUUUCUGAUUUUAGGUUAGAGCAGGAUAUGGAAGUAGGGGAGAGCGAGUCCAUACUAAUUAAUGAGCUCAAAAAGUUUCACAGCCAUAUGGUGGAAAAGUUGCUAACCAGUGUGAGUGAGGAGCUAAAGCAAACCCUCUACAAGCCUACUUCUUCACCCGUCAUUCCCUCUCACACAAUGGACCUCAUGAAUUCAACGGAAGAAAAAUUGUCUGCAGCAAUAACGGAAAAAGAUGCAGAGAUUUCUCAACAAAAUAUAGAGAUAGAAAAUUUGCAGAGUUGUCUAGAAGAGAAAAACAAAGAGGAAGCAGCCUUGUCCAUUUCUGGAGACAAGCAGCACCCAAAUGCCAAGACAAUGAAGAUGAUCCGUUUGGAACAGGAAAUAGAUCAACUGAAGACCCAGCUGAAGAGUUUAAAGCUUGAACACAGACAGGCAGAGGGAGUGAUCCUAGAGAAAAAUGAAGAAUUGGAAAAAGAUAUUGAAUCCCUGCUUCAAAAUUUUGAUGCUGAUAUGGGAGCACUCCAGACCCACCUGGAUUUCAAUGAAAAAGAACAUGAGAAGGAGCUGGAGGAGCUGAGGAAACAGGAGCAAUCAUUUUCUGUCCUAGAGGUGGAGUUCAACCAGAUCCAGGAGAAGCAUCGGCUUGAGGAAGAGAAGAGGAAACAGGAGAUGAAGGAUCUGGUGCUGAAGACCAAAGCUGCUAUUUAUGCCCAGGCCUGGUGGAGAGGCUACAGUACUCGCAAGGCUUUAAAGAACAAGGGCAAAAGCAAAAAGGCCAAAAAAGGCAAAGGCAAGAAGAUCAAAUAAAUCACUUAUACUGCUUAGUUACUCUUGGGAUACAAGGACACAAAUAUAUCGUAUACCAGAGAUUUUUUGGGGUGCUGCUGAAUCAUUCCCGUUAUAUUUGUUAUUCAGUCUGAUUUUAUUUGUCAUGACUCAUGUUAUAAACUGGUGUUUUACACAG
Messenger RNA from Labrus bergylta (ballan wrasse), 2174 nucleotides. Lineage: Eukaryota; Metazoa; Chordata; Actinopteri; Labriformes; Labridae. The record is from RefSeq and is a predicted model, not a curated record.